This is a messenger RNA of Moneuplotes crassus, 1383 nucleotides long. NCBI's taxonomy places the organism in Eukaryota, Ciliophora, Spirotrichea, Euplotida, Euplotidae. The record is from the annotation of a GenBank genome assembly.
GGCAUAAAUAUUUUAUAAUAUAAAAUAUGGCAACUAUAGAUCAAUACCAAAUUCUCAGAGACCUGGGCUCUGGAGCUUUCUCCCAGGUGAAACUAGGCAAGCACAUCGAAACUGGAGACUUGGUGGCUUUGAAGAUUAUCAAAGAUGAUGACUCCCAGAAUGGUAACACUGCUGAGACCUUCAAGACCGAAAUCGAGAUUAUGAGUGAUAUCAACCACCCCAACAUUAUUAACAUGCUGAGUAGCACUGACGAUGGCACUUUGAAGGAAGCUAAUGGAGAUGUCAAGGAGAACGUGUUCUACUUAGCUUUAGAACUUGCUUCAGGUGGGGAACUGUUCGAUUUCAUAGCUCAGUCUGGAAGCUUCUCAGAGCCUGUAGCAAGAUUCUACUUCCAUCAGAUGAUGGAUGCUUUUGAGUAUCUACACUCAAAAGGAAUUAGUCAUAGAGACAUGAAGCCUGAUAAUAUUAUGCUUGACAACGAGUUCAACCUGAAAAUUGCUGAUUUUGGUUUCAGCUCCAAGACUGCUUCCAAUCAGUCCUUUAAGGGUACGAGGAGCUACAUGGCACCAGAGAUCCUAAUUGGUGGAGAAUACCACGGUCAGAUGGUAGAUAUUUUUGCUGCUGGAAUCAUUCUCUUCAUUAUGGUGACUCAGAUCCCUCCAUUCCAGAUGGCUCACCCCAAGGACGGUUGGUACAAGUUUGUAUGCUCCAAUAGGAUGGACAAGUUCUGGAAAUACCACGGACAGAAUCAGCCAGGAGGAAUCGAAUUUUUCUCAAAGAGCUUCAUCGACUUGAUAAACUGGCUUUUCAACUUCGAUCAUACGACUAGGCCUUCAUUGUCUGAGAUCAAGGAGCACGAGUGGUACAAUGGACCAGUUGCUACUAAGGAUGAAAUUACUGAAGAGUUUACUAAGAGACAAGCUAUGCUAGAUCAGUGUUCUGAUGAUGCAGUUCCAGAGACUGAUGUUCCACAAGAAGUCUAUGAUUCGAAAUCAGUUCACAGAGAUAUCAAGGGAAAUGUUGAAGACUCUUCUAACCUACCAGUACUCCACAGAAAAGAGGCGGAAUACAUCGCUUGUUUGGGUUCUUUUACUAAGUUCUUCUCUGAAUCUCCAUUGGAAGAGCUCUUCGCCACAAUUGCCCAAUUCGCAAUCACCAAAUCGAGCGAUUAUGAGUUCUCAGCAUCCGAAUAUUCAAUCAUUAUGAAUAUCGCUGAUGAGAGUGAACAGAGAGUCAAGCUCCAGAUCAAUAUUAUGAGCGCUGGAGAGAACAAGCACUGCAUUGAGGCAGUCAAAUUAGCUGGAGACAGGUUCCAGUUCAAUGAUAUUUAUAAAGAAAUCAAGGGUUUCUUCGGAGGCCACAUCAACACUACUGCAUAAUUCC